Messenger RNA from Xiphias gladius (swordfish), 1561 nucleotides. RefSeq lists its product as uncharacterized. The transcript has 5 exons. The record is from RefSeq and is a predicted model, not a curated record. NCBI's taxonomy places the organism in Eukaryota, Metazoa, Chordata, Actinopteri, Istiophoriformes, Xiphiidae. The coding region runs from base 209 to 868 and encodes 219 amino acids. Gene Ontology annotation, molecular function: protein binding.
UCUCAUGUGACAGGACCGGCCCUUUGGGUAACCGCCGCAUCCAACCAAAACCUAUGCACAUUCCCUCCUCCCUGCUCAUUUUACCCCCUCCCCGCUCAUUUCCGGGAGUUAAUAAGAGUGACCCUCCGGAGACGCAGAGGCUCCACUUUCGCAAGAUCUCCCCCCCCGGUUUUGACGCCGAACAGCGCCCCGAGCACCAAGGGGAAUCAUGCCCGUGCCCAAGAAAGCAGGAAGAAAAAACAGCGCAGCUGCUGCAGAAGAAAAGCUGCCGCCGUACGAGCCAAAUGUCCCUGAGCCGACCACCAGGCCCGACUUCAUGAAAUAUUGGUUCCGGCUCUCCCUGGACGACAAGACUGCACAGAAACUGUUGUGGAUAUCCGAGGCUGGCUCGAAGGUGGCUCGUACGUCCGACGCGGUCUGCCCCUAUCCCAACAGGCCCGAGAGAUAUGAUCACUCGCCGCAGGUGCUGUGUAAGGAGGGUCUGCUCGGCUAUCGAGGGUACUGGGAGGUGGACUACGACGGCUGGGUGGUGAUCGGGGUGGUCUGCGAGAGCGCACCCCGGAAGGGCCAGGAGGGGUCCUGCGGCCUCGGGGAGAACGGCAGCUCCUGGGGCGUGGGGUGGUCCGGCUCCUGCUACCAGGUCUGGCACAACGGCGAGAACGUGGACGUCCAGCUCCCCCCGUCCUCCACCAUGGGCGUCUACGUGGACCAGCCCGCCGGCAUCAUCAAGUUCCUCUCGGUGGAGGGAGAGGGCGAGAAGGAGGUGCGACUGAUUCACAAGUUCAAAGCCAACAUGCAGGAGAAGAUUCUCCCCGGGUUCUGGGUUGGCACAAAUUCGUUCUGCCUCAUUCGAAAAAAGGAUCAGUGACAGAUUAGAGGGUGUAGCCCGCGGGGUGGGGUGGGGGUCAGGCAGUGUAAAUUUAAGAAGGUGUCGGGAGGGGGCAGGAAAGCUCGGUUGUCGAACGAGCGUCGGCGUUGUGGAGCAGAGGCGAAGCACGUGGUGACAUCUGUGUAGAUUGCGCUUGCUCUCUCUGGUGCAUGAAGAAAGCUGAUUCACUUCAUAGUAUAUCCGAAGGUGCCUCAUGACUUUGUUAACUAUUGUGUAUCUAUUCAUGUAUUUUAUUUAAUUUAGAAAAUAGGCAAAGUUGCGUGUUUUUAUUACACACAGGGCUUUGCAUGUACUAGAGCGCCUGUUUAACUUUAGAGCCCAUAAUCUUUUUUUUUUUUAAUGUGCUGAAUGUAGUCAAUAAAUUCAACUGUUGUGUAACAACACUGACACCAGGCUAUUUUUGUAUGAUACUGCACAUCGGGGUUGGGCAGAGAUCAGACAUUAGCUCGUUUUCCUCACUUGUACAGCAGAGUGCUGAGGUCCUCUAGAGGACUGCAACAAUACUGCAUCCUCACACACGACUUAUACGACCGAGUGUUCUCUCUCUCUCUUGGUGUUGCUCCUUUAUUUGAAACAUAAAAAGUACUUAACGGAACAUUUAUUUGUUUUUGAAAUGUCAGAGAUGGACAUUUGUUCCUUUGAAAUCAACCCAUUUGUUUCUCUCUCUCUCUC